CGAGAUGUCUUCGCCGAGGCCAGAACAGCACAUAGUCCAUCACUUCAGCCAUAUCCAUCCACUAACGAAGGUUGACGGUAAUGGCGAGUUCACAUGCGGUGGCUGCAAAACUUUUGGCUUUGGGGAGACUUACCGUUGCUCCUGGUGCGACUACAAUCUUCACGAACACUGCGCUACGUGCCCUCCUACCCUCCUCAGCUUCAUGCAUCCACACCACGAGCUCCAACUAGUCUUUACAGGACCAGAGCAAACGCACCAUGAAAAACGUAUGUGCGAUAUCUGCCACGAACCAGCAGAGGGGCUCUUUUACCAAUGCCAUCCUUGCGGCUUCGACGUCCAUCCACUCUGCACACGGCUGCCUCAGCACGUGAGACACGUGCCUCACCCUGCCCAUCUCUUGGAAUUGAGUCACUGGGGUGCUAGCAGCACGUGCAUGGUUUGCAGCGGCGCAAUCCGCUCUUGGCGGUACAAGUGUGGACCAUGUGGGUUAGAUGUUCACAUGGAAUGUGUUAAUUCGUCGGUGUCAGAACCAACAAUUCAGCACAGGGGUUAUGGGUCACAACCGCAGUAUUAUCACCCUUCUCAGUAUCAUAACCAGCCUUAUUACAAUCACGGAUAUACAAAUCAUCAAGGUCACGUUCAAGAGUCUAGACCGAGUAUAGGAAGAAGAAUGUUUAGCGUUUUAAUGGCUUUAACCCUUGGGGUUUCCUGCAAUAUCAUCGCUGCGCCGGCCUCUGAGCACCUUAAUGGCUGCUUCUGAAAUGGCACGUCUCUAACGUGCUGCCAUCAUAUAUGCUUAUUUAUAUGUUCUUUGUGUUUGCUUUCUUUUUAAUAUUAAAAAAAAAAAUGUAAAAAAGCAUAUUCAAAAAGUACGUAUUUUCACC
This is a messenger RNA of Eruca vesicaria subsp. sativa (arugula), 884 nucleotides long. NCBI's taxonomy places the organism in Eukaryota, Viridiplantae, Streptophyta, Magnoliopsida, Brassicales, Brassicaceae. The record is from the annotation of a GenBank genome assembly.